This is a messenger RNA of Radiomyces spectabilis, 1148 nucleotides long. RefSeq lists its product as uncharacterized. The transcript has 2 exons. Bases 216 to 665 code for a protein of 149 amino acids. NCBI's taxonomy places the organism in Eukaryota, Fungi, Mucoromycota, Mucoromycetes, Mucorales, Radiomycetaceae. The record is from RefSeq and is a predicted model, not a curated record.
GUUUUUUUCAGAGGGGACAACGUGCUGUGCGAGCUUGUGGCGUUGUCUGCGUUUCUGCAUCAAGUCUUGAAAAAUAGCUUCUAGUGGCCUUUCACCAAUAGUACAGAAUGAUGCUCAGUGAAAAAAAGGGACCACACAACGGUAAAAUACCAGCUAUAGGGUGCUUUUAUCGUACACGGGUAAGUAGAUGAAUAACAAACUGCAAGCUGCCUAGAAUGUUAGCAUGUACCAAGAAUAUUCCCCUUUUUUGGUUCUUUUCUUAUAUUCGCGCCGGUUGUCACGGCGGACACAUUUUUUUAAACGAUUCGCAAAUCGUACUGGAGCACACCUUCAAGUCGGCGUUAUCAAUAUUUUCUGUGACACUUGACUGCAGUUUCAACGUACUUUGGACAAGGUGGCUCUUUGGUGUCUUGCCGAUAACUUGGGCGGUCUUGGCAACGCGUUUGGGUGAUUUCCAAGACCCUGGAUUCAUAUUUCCCUUGGAGGGUAUUUUUAAAAGCCGCUUCGCGAUCGUUCCCGUCUUGGCCGCCAUGUCAGCACCAUUCAUUCCACACAUCGUGCAGUUUGCAAAGUUAAGCUUUUUCACAACGGUCAGAGUCGUCAUCGUUUUAUACAGGUGCAGUGCGAGUGCGUUUUUCAGGAAUACAGAACAAGAGAUAAAGUAAUUGGGUAGGUUUUCUGAUGGAUCUUGGGGCGUGCGCCUUUUAUUAACAGGCACUACGCGCUAAACAAGUAUCAAAUGUUUUCCUCGUAUUAGUGCUUUUUACAAAGGUUUGUUACCUGGUACGGCUUGAGCAACAUUCAAAGUAAUAAUGAAGCAGGUUGAGGGUACGAAUACAGUUUAUUUACCAAUUUUAAGAGCAAAACAAAUAAUUGGAUACAGAGAAGAGUGAAUUGGGUGUUGAUAAAAAUCAAAUUGAAUGUGCAUGAACAACAGCAAAUGAAACGUUGCCAUUUGUCAGCCCCAAUAUUUAUGCUGGGAAAACAAGGACGAACCAUCGGCCACACGGGAUAGUGCAUGGUACAUCAUUCGUAUUAACCAAUCAUAUUCUGUAAGAAUGAGCAAACGGGGAAAACAAAGAGCGUUGACGGCCAACGAUUUAGACCUAUAAGGCUGAUGUGAAAGGUCAGGAGUGCAUAUAUAAAAG